Messenger RNA from Diversispora eburnea, 1149 nucleotides. The record is from the annotation of a GenBank genome assembly. NCBI's taxonomy places the organism in Eukaryota, Fungi, Glomeromycota, Glomeromycetes, Diversisporales, Diversisporaceae.
AUGGAGUGUCAAAUUUGUCAUAACUAUCAAUACCAAUUCUGUUGCGCAAACUGUCUUCGUGAAAGGCUGCGCGUUUAUAAUGACGAAUUGAAACAAAUCACACAAGUAAAGCAGCGAAACGUAGAAAAAUCAAAUAAAUUUCUUACAGGAUCACUGAGAAAGUAUCAAAUGUGUUUAGCAGAAAAACAAAAUAAAGAUCAAAAAUUGAAUAAGCUUGGAAUAGAGAUCAGUAAAAAAAAGGAAGAGAUUGUUCGAAAUCGUCAAGAAAUUGAUAUCUUAAGACGAAAUCUUCAAACCAGAAGACAAAUUCUACAAGAAUCUUUCACAUAUUUUAAAAAGUUUAAAUUUGAUCAAAAGCCCCUAAUUAUAAGGGACACAGAAAAUACUAAAGAAAAAUGGCGUCACGUACAUCAAGUUUUAACGCAUUCAAGAAAAGUUUUGAUUGGUGAAUUAUUAUCAUUAUUUGAUUUAAAGGAAGUACCAGAUCCUUCAUCGUCAUCACCUACAAAUAAUGAAGAUGAUUGCGAAUAUAUGAUCGCUGGUAUGACGCUACCAAAAAAAACUGAUUAUUUCAUAUGUCCCGACGAAAAAAUAAAAAUAGAUGAAACAAAUGCAGCCGUUGGACAUGUAAUACAUAUGGUAGGAUUGAUUGCACAUUACCUUGGAGUAAAAUUACCUUUUAUACUAGUCAGCAAAGGUUCAAAGUCGUACGCCAAAGAUUCUAUGCCUGGUAUCUUCAUAGGCAAAAAACCACUUUCUUUGGAUAAACACAAUUCAGAAGUAUUCACCGUUGGUAUGGCGAUGCUUAAUUAUGAUAUCGCAUAUUUAUGUCAUACCCAAGGUGUAGAUAUCCCUUUUCAUAAAGUAACCAAUACUCUUCGGAAUUUAUAUCAUUGUUGUCGAGCACCAAAUCUUGGCCGGUCAGGACAUCUCACUGCAAUGAAUCGGAUUUUUGACCGAUCUUUUGGCUUAGAUUUUGAACAAUUAUUACGUCUAAUGUUCAGAAGAAGUGGAAAUGAUAUAAAAGAUGGUAUUUUAAGAAACAACAUUCCUGGUGCGACUAUACCUGAUUAUUUCGAAGAAGAUUUUGAAGAUGAUAAUGGGAAUGAUUCAGAAAAUUGGGUCAUUUGUGAUAAUCUAGAUAGGUAA